This is a messenger RNA of Hyalella azteca, 4472 nucleotides long. Its product is annotated as low-density lipoprotein receptor-related protein 2. Gene Ontology annotation, molecular function: protein binding. The record is from RefSeq and is a predicted model, not a curated record. NCBI's taxonomy places the organism in Eukaryota, Metazoa, Arthropoda, Malacostraca, Amphipoda, Hyalellidae.
CUUGCGCUGCCGGGAUGCGGGCCUGCGGAGUCGAAGACCAUCGCAAUAACGGACCUUGUCUACCAUUCGCUGAGUUCUGUAACGGCCAUUCACACUGUCUGAAUGAUUUUGACGAGUCCAACAGCAUUUGCGGAUGUAAGACUGGCGAUUUCCAAUGCAAGCUUUCGAAGCUAUGCAUUGACCAGAAGAUGCGUUGUGACGGCAACAACGAUUGUCUGGACAAUUCCGAUGAAGAGGAUUGUGGCUGUGAUGCUCACCACCAGUGCGGUGAUGGUUCUUGCGUGAGCCGCCACCAAGUCUGUGAUGGCGAAAUGAACUGCGUUGAUGGAAGCGACGAACAGAACUGCCGCUGCAGUGAUGAAGAUUUUCAGUGUGCGAAAUCUAAGGUCUGUAUAAAGAAGGAAUUGCGCUGUGAUGGCCACGAGGAUUGCUCCGACCGUUCUGAUGAAGAUGAAUGCGAUCCUGCAUCUUCCCAAACCAAGAUCCUCUCUACUCAAUUCAAAAUAAAGUAUGAGCAACGCAAGAAAAUUGAGGAGAUUCAUGAUCCCAAGAUCUCCGCUCCCCACGCCCUUCUGCCCCAACUUCACUGCACGAGUCAUGUGUGUCCAGACGGCUUGUGCGUCGCGGAAGAGAACGUAUGCGAUGACGUCCCGCACUGCAGCGACGGCAGUGACGAAUUAAACUGUUCUGUUGAUUACGACGAGCCAACUGUUGAUUACGACGACCCAGCUGUUGAUUACGACGACCCAAUUGUUGAUUACGACGACCCAGCUGUUGAUUACGACGACCCAACUGUUGAUUACGACGACCCAACUGUUGGUUACGACGACCCAGCUGUUGAUUACGACGACCCAAUUGUUGAUUACGACGACCCAACUGUUGAUUAUGACGACCCAACUGUUGAUUACGACGACCCAGCUGUUGAUUACGACGACCCAGCUGUUGAUUACGACGACCCAGCUGUUGAUUAUGACGACCCAACUGUUGAUUACGACGACCCAGCUGUUGAUUAUGACGACCCAGCUAGCACGAUGGCUCCCGUCAGCGAGUGCGGACCAAAACUGUUGCUGAUUAUUUUGUUGUCUUCGAUCCUGGCGCUGCGAGGAACGCUUGCCCAGGUUGCGACACUACAGCAACUUUCCUCCAUCGGGCCCAAGAACGUGUCGACAUCGAAUGGUUCGUUAGUUAAAUGCAAUGAUGGUGAAAAUGAGGUUCCAUGCGACGACCACAAGAAGUGCAUUUUAAAAGAUCAACUGUGCGACGGCGAACUAGACUGCGAUGAUGAUUCUGAUGAAAAAAAUUGCUCAGUGGUGUGUCCACACGGCUUUCUGUGCGACAACAAGUGCUUCAAUAAAGCAGAUCAAUGUAACGGAAUACCGGACUGCCUCGACAUGUCGGAUGAAGCUAACUGCACGGAAUGUUUCGGAAACUCAACAAUUUGUGAUGGUUCCUGCCUCAUUAUGAACGACUCUCUUCACUGCAGCGGAAUUCCGGAUUGUUCAAACAUCUCCGACGAAUUAAAUUGUAAAGAAUGCUUGGGUGAAUCUUUUCUUUGUAAUGGCACUUGUAAACCGAACAAUGACUUGCGCCGUUGCAACGGUGUAUUAGAUUGUACGAACAAACUAGACGAAUUAAAUUGUAAAGAAUGCUUCGCUGAUUCCUUUCUUUGUGAUGGCGCUUGUAAACCGAACAAUGACUCACGCCGUUGUGACGGGGUUCCGCAGUGCAGUGAAAACCAAGACGAGCAAAGUUGCAGCAACUGCACAGGAAAAUCUUUCUUGUGUAACGAUACGUGCCUAUUACAGACUGAUUUCCGCCGGUGUAACGGACAAUCGGAAUGCAAUAGCAGCUUAGACGAAGAAAAUUGCGCAAAUUGCAAAAAUGAUUCUUUUUUCUGCCUCGGCAAAUGCAUUUUAAAUAUGGACGAGCGUCGAUGCAAUGGGGUAAAGGAUUGCAUUGGGAAUUUUGAUGAAAUAUACUGCACGACUUGCAAGGGACAGUCCUUCUUCUGUAAUGGUUUAUGCGUGCUUGAGAGCGCUUCCAGCUUCUGCAACGGCGUCGACGACUGUGCGGACGCAGCAGACGAAGCAAACUGCCCAUCGUGCCUUAACUCGCACUUUACCUGUGAUGGAGUGAACGUUCACUGCAGUGACCCACGACGCUGUAAUGGAACAUCAGAAUGCACAGAUCGAACGGAUGAAAAAAACUGUUCAGUUUGUCACGAUGGAAGUCUUCUCUGCAACGGCUCAUGCCAUCUGAACCGCCAAGCGUGCAACUGGCACCUCAACUGCAGUGAUGGAUCGCACGGGCAGAAUUGUUCAUCACUUAUUACGUGCGGAAAAGACGAGUUCUUCUGCGAUGAUCUCUGCCACCCGAACUCUGUGCGUUGCAAUGCCACUGCCGAGUGCAGAGAUGGCAGCGAUGAAGCCAAUUGCACCUCCUGCGCCGACGACUUUUUCGUGUGCGACGAACGUUGCGUCGCUACCACGGAUUCUCGACGCUGCGACGGCGUCGUCCAGUGCACGAACGGCACCGACGAAAUGUCGUGUACCGCCUGCACUGGAAAUUCGUUUCGCUGCAACGACAGCUGCCUUCCCAUCACAGACGCACGCUACUGCGAUGGCUUCGUGCAGUGCAACGGCUCCACUGACGAAAACAGCUGUCAAGGCCUAGGGCAUUGUGGUGUUCAUCACCGGUGCUCGGACGGAAAAUGCGUGAGCAUGUAUGACGUUUGUGAUGGCACUGACGAUUGCCUGGACAGCAGUGACGAAAAAAAUUGUUCGUGUCCGAAGAAUCACCGGCUUUGUGGAAUCGAAGGCUAUUAUAUCAGACAGAAAUGCAUUCCCAGUGAUCAGUUCUGUGACAACAACGCUCAUUGUUUAAAUGGCUACGACGAGUCUCGAAGAGCAUGCGGCUGCAUAAAUGGAUACCAAUGCGAAUUAUCGAAGUUCUGCAUUCCACGCUCUUUGCGCUGUGACGGUAAAGUUGACUGCGAGGAUGGAUCUAAGUCGGACGAAGAAAACUGUGGAGAGUGCAAAGGCCACCACCAGUGUGGUGAUGGUUCUUGCGUGAGCAUCUUCGAUGUUUGCGACGGUGUGGAGAACUGCCGCGAUGGCAGCGACGAACGCAACUGCUCGUGUCCUGCUGGGAAGCGGGCGUGCGGCGUCGAAGAUGGCGCGCCCUGCGUGCGUGCCUCGCAGUUCUGCAACCGCGGGCGCCACUGCCGCAACGGAUACGACGAGUCCCGCGAGGCCUGUGGGUGCAGAAUCGGGUACUUCCAAUGUUUAUUAUCGAAGAUGUGCAUCCGAGAAGAAUUGCGGUGCGACGGACGGCAGCACUGCGAUGACGACUCCGACGAGACUUAUUGCGAUGGAACAAAGUGGACAUAUGGCAAUAAAACCUGCCCAGAAGUUGAGACAACCUCGACGGCUCCGUUAGUGCCCGAAAAUAAUGGUUGUGGUGUUCACCACGAGUGUGGUGAUGGUUCCUGCGUGAGCCGCUACGAAGUUUGUGACGGCAUCAAGAACUGUUGUGAUGGCAGCGACGAACGCAACUGCUCUUGCAGAGCAGGCAAACGAGCCUGUGGUAUUAAUAAAAGCAGUUUGCCGGGGGAAACGGACUGUGUACGUACAAUCCAGUUCUGCGAUGGUAGCAGACACUGCCGAAACGGAUACGACGAAUCCAUGGAGGCCUGCGGUUGCGGCGAAGGUUUCUUCCAGUGCUCGCUGUCCAAGCGCUGUGUGGAAGUAGAUUUCCUGUGUGACGGACGCGAAGAUUGUGACGAUGGUUCUGAUGAAAAAUCUUGCGGUUGCGGAAUUCACCACGAGUGUGGCGAUGGUUCUUGCGUGAGCCGCUACGAAGUCUGCGACGGCAUCAAGAACUGUUGUGAUGGCAGCGACGAACGCAACUGCUCUUGCGCUGCCGGGAUGCGGGCCUGCGGAGUCGAAGACGAUCGCAACAACGGACCUUGUUUACCAUUCGCUGAGUUCUGCAACGGUCGUUCACACUGUCUGAACGAGUUUGACGAGUCCAAUAACAUUUGCGGAUGCAAGACUGGCGAUUUCCAAUGCAAGCUUUCGAAACUAUGCAUUCACCAGAGGAUGCGUUGUGACGGCAAUAACGAUUGUCUGGACAAUUCCGAUGAAGAGGAUUGUGGCUGUGAUGCUCACCACCAGUGCGGUGAUGGUUCUUGCGUGAGCCGCCACCAAGUCUGUGAUGGCGAAAUGAACUGCGUUGAUGGAAGCGACGAACAGAACUGCCCGUGUCCUGCUGGGAAGCGGCCGUGCGGCGUCGAACAUGGCGCGCCCUGCGUGCGUGCCUCGCAGUUCUGCGCCGGGGGGCGCCAAUGCCGCAACGGAUACGACGAGUCACCCGAAGCCUGCGGUUGCGGUGAUGGCUUCCAGUGCCGCCUGACGCGGCAGUGCGUGGACAAGACUCUGCGCUGCGACGGCCAGCCUCACUGCGCCGACGGC